UAACACAGGUUUUUUUGGAUAUACUGGUUAUCUACAGGCAUUUAGUGACACUCACAUGCUUAUGAGCACGUUGGGUGCCGAAAAUGAAGAGUUAACCAUGAAACUGUUGGAUUCCUUAAGAAAAUAUGUAAGAGAUGGAUCAGGCUACAGUUGUGAAGUAUCACGCACGGUUGGUCUCGCCAUCUGCGAAGCAUUUGUGGAAGCUGACAAAGGAAACUUCGAUAAAGCUGUGGCGAUUUUGAAACCUCUACGUUAUAAAGUAGAUGUUAUAGGUGGAAGUGGAGCUCAGCGAGAUGUUUACGAGUUAUUCUUGAUAAAUGCUGCCAUGCACUCGCAGCGAAAAGAGGAUCACCAAUUUGCCAGAUGUCUUAUUGCUGAAAAGAAAGCCAAAAAAGAUAACGCACCCUUGACGGACAGACUUAUGGCACAAGUGCUUUCUCUUUUAUAACAAUAACAUGAAGUGAUCUUUGCCUUACGUCCUUUGACCGUACCAACAUCAGUCAUCAGGACAUCGAACACACCAUCAUGUUGAUCUGCAAAAUUUCUCAACUUGCCUACAUAACCUCAAUUACUAUCACAGCAACCGACGUAAAUUUUUUUACUAGUAACAAAGUACCAGCUAAGGGACCAUUCAAUUUUUAUGAGGUAGUGGGGGCUAGUGGGAUUUUUUGAACUUUCAUUAAAAGUUGCAAGACCCCCCCAGACAGGUAAAUUUUUUCUGUGACCCCCCAUAUCCCAUCUUAAGACAUUACUAAAAUAUUUUACGCGACCCCCCUUUUUGCCUCUU
Messenger RNA from Stylophora pistillata, 787 nucleotides. RefSeq names its product tetratricopeptide repeat protein 38-like. NCBI's taxonomy places the organism in Eukaryota, Metazoa, Cnidaria, Anthozoa, Scleractinia, Pocilloporidae. Gene Ontology annotation, molecular function: protein binding. The record is from RefSeq and is a predicted model, not a curated record.